This is a messenger RNA of Klebsormidium nitens, 2628 nucleotides long. NCBI's taxonomy places the organism in Eukaryota, Viridiplantae, Streptophyta, Klebsormidiophyceae, Klebsormidiales, Klebsormidiaceae. The record is from the annotation of a GenBank genome assembly.
CGGGUGCUAGCGCUGCCUACCUAGGACUGCAUUUGUUGGGCGCUCUUCUCUCUUGCUGCCUCUGAGCUCUCCCUCGUACACUUGUGCUCAGCACCCUAUAUGAUGUAGCUGUGCUGAGAAGAUCUGCACGCAGCUGAAAUCAGCAGCUGCAGCUUGAAAAAGGAGGAUGCAAAACCUGCUUCUCAGGUUUUCUCAGACAAACUUACUCAACAUGCAAUUUGCUUCUCAUCCUGAAGGAUGCACAAUUGGAAAGCCGCAAUUGCACCUUGCGCUUGGCAAAAAGUUUUACCAGUUUGAACUCGAGGGAGGCGGAGAUUGUAAGUCUGUGAACAGGAGUUGCCGCGUUGAGCUCAAUACUUUUCCUUAGCUGGGUCAGCUAGACCACUGGGGCAGAAGGCUCAACUUUCAUGGGGCGAGGAGCCCUUCGCCCUUGAAGCGUAGAGCAACCAGGGGGUUGCAUCAGGUUAUGUGACCCGCAGUUGAGCUUGCUGAUCGCUGAGUGUUGUGAAACUUGAAGUUGAAAGAUCGACGGCUACAAUUGCAAUCAGGCUACAGUAUUUAAGUCUCACAGCUAGGAAGCCAUGUUGGAUCCUAUCCUGGCAGUGGAUGGAAGGACAGGGACUUGACCCAGGGGCCUUCGAAGGGCGAGACUUUGAAGCCUUGAUCAUUCAAGGUGGUGAAGCAACUGGAUUGAAAAUGAAACCUCGAGUGGUCGACGCGCAGAGGCUCAAAGCAGCCAUCUUUCCCAUCCUGUCUUUUCUGGUCGGAGUAGCGUUUACCCUUUUUUGGACAAAUGAAGCUAGCAAACAGAUUAUCAGUGUGAACACGGGCGUAAGCUCUCCGGCAGAGGUGGAUUCCAUACAGAGGAUCCAUGAGGUGCGGUCAGGGAUAGGCAGUGGAUCGGUACAGGCUGCAGCGGCCUGGGGCAGGCCUAGACCUGUGGAUGGGCCGCCAGGGCUGGAAGAGAGGAAUGUUUCAUGGGACGGGCCCUGGGUGGGGACUGAGUCACUGAUGGCUCCAACCAAAACAGGCCUACAGCACGUUCUCUUUGGCAUUGGGUCCUCGUCCCAGAACUACCAGACCAGGAAGGAGCUCAUCAAGCUGUGGUGGGGCCCCAGCAAGACACGGGGCUAUGUCUGGUUGGAUUCUCCUGUUGACGGUUAUGAUUGGCAGACGGAGGGGCUUCCUGAACCCCAGAUCUCGGGGGACACGUCAUCGCUCCCCUACAGCGGUGGGGGCCCUCGCUCGUGCCUCCGAAUAGCCAGGAUUGUGGUGGAGGCAUACAGGUUGAAGCUGCCAGACGUGCGAUGGUUUGUGAUGGGCGACGAUGACACCAUCUUCAACCCGGAGGUGUUGGCAGAGGUGCUAGCCGGGUACGACCACACGGAGAUGCUGUACCUGGGCGGCAACAGCGAGACGCACGGCCAGAUGGUCAUCAACGGCUUCGAGAUGGCCUACGGCGGCGGCGGCAUCGCCAUCAGCUGGCCGCUCGCGCACGCGCUGUCCCACACCAUGGACUCGUGCAUCGAGCGCUACCCGGAGCUCUGGGGCAGCGACGCGCGCGUGCACAUGUGCACGGCGGAGCUCGGCGUGCAGGUGACACGUGUCAGGGGGUUCCACCAGUGCGACCUCAAGGGGAACGUCGCGGGGUUCCUGCAAGCGCACCCGCUCGCGCCGUUCGUCUCGAUGCACCACGUGUUGCACUGGGACCCCGUCUUCCCCAACAUGACCCACAUGGACGCCCUCCAGCGGCUGACACGUGGCAUGCACGCGGACCCCGUCAACUUCCUCCAGACGGCGUUUUGCGUGGACCAGCGGAAGCUCUUCUCGGUUGUGGUCUCGUGGGGCUACUCCGUGAAGCUGUCGAUCGGGGCGUGGCGUGUUGGGGAACUAGAGCGGAUCGAAACGACGUUCAUGUCGUAUCAUUGGCGAAAUUGGGCGGAGCAGUUUACGUUCGACACGCGCCCGGAGGUGCCGGUCGAAGGGGGCCAGUGCGGCACUCCGGUAGAUCUGUGGAUCGACGACAUUCGGCCCGUGGCAGGAAACAAGAUAGAGAGUACGUACUCUAGAAAGGUGCCUGUAAACCAGACGUCCUGCUCGCCCCACAUCACUCGCAUCUCCCAGGUGAAAGUGGUACGGGAGGCGCUGCCGUAUUCGACGAGCCGGGAUGGGUUGUCAAAAGGGCCGAACCUUCGGAGACAGUGUUGCCAGUCGCUCAAGUUCGAUGCGAGCGGUUCGACGCUCUCGAUCAACCUGGGGAGUUGCAACAGUGUGUUCUAGAGCAAGGUCGCAAGGCAGGGGCUUCCUGAAACAGUCAUGCAGGUAGAUGUAGUAUUUAUAAGAAUACCGACACUUAUUAGAGCAUGCAGGGAUAAACGACGUGGUGCAACAGUUGGCAGCACUAAUGCCUCCACCACUUGGAAAAGUUUGUGGUAGAUGAGGACUAUGUAAGCUUGCGAUCCAGGUUGUAAUUACCUGUUUAUAAUUCAUAUGAGCAGCUAGCUGAGGACUCGUGUAAAUUCCAACCGCAGGGUGUACUGAACAGUAUGUCCCCGAUAUUGCAGCAAGCCAAUUACCGCAAUCGAGAAUUCGAACCUGGCCCGGGCAUGCUUGCCAUAAUUUGAGGAA